AUGCGUUAGUUAAUCCAUGCCAUAGCAGACCUUGCAAGAACGGUGGCGUAUGUAUUGGAAGAGGGCGGAGCUUCAGCUGUAAAUGCCGACCUGGAUAUAGCGGACGAAACUGUCAUGCAUUUAAUCCAUGCCAUAGCAGACCUUGCAAGAACGGUGGCGUAUGUAUUGGAAGAGGACGGAGCUUCAGCUGUAAAUGCCGACCUGGAUAUAGCGGACGACACUGUCAUGCAUUUAAUCCAUGCCAUAAGAGACCUUGCAAGAACGGUGGCGUAUGUAUUGGAAGAGGACGGAGCUUCAGCUGUAAAUGCCGACCUGGAUAUAGCGGACGACACUGUCAUGCAUUUAAUCCAUGCCAUACGAGACCUUGCAAGAACGGUGGCGUAUGUAUUGGAAGAGGGCGGAGCUUCAGCUGUAAAUGCCGACCUGGAUAUAGCGGACGACACUGUCAUGCAUUUAAUCCAUGCCAUAGCAGACCUUGCAAGAACGGUGGCGUAUGUAUUGGAAGAGGGCGGAGCUUCAGCUGUAAAUGCCGACCUGGAUAUAGCGGACGAAACUGUCAAGCAUUUAAUCCAUGCCAUAGCAGACCUUGCAAGAACGGUGGCGUAUGUAUUGGAAGAGGGCGGAGCUUCAGCUGUAAAUGCCGACCUGGAUAUAGCGGACGAAACUGUCAAGCAUUUAAUCCAUGCCAUAGCAGACCUUGCAAGAACGGUGGCGUAUGUAUUGGAAGAGGACGGAGCUUCAGCUGUAAAUGCCGACCUGGAUAUAGCGGACGAAACUGUCAUGCAUUUAAUCCAUGCCAUAGCAGACCUUGCAAGAACGGUGGCGUAUGUAUUGGAAGAGGACGGAGCUUCAGCUGUAAAUGCCGACCUGGAUAUAGCGGACGAAACUGUCAUGCAUUUAAUCCAUGCCAUAAGAGACCUUGCAAGAACGGUGGCGUAUGUAUUGGAAGAGGACGGAGCUUCAGCUGUAAAUGCCGACCUGGAUAUAGCGGACGAAACUGUCAUGCAUGUGAUUAAUCCAUGCCACAGGAGACCUUGUAAGAACGGUGGUGCAUGUAUCAGGAAAGGAACUGGCUUCCACUGCAAAUGCCGACCUGGUUAUACAGGACAAUACUGUCUUGCACUUAACCCAUGCUACAGGAACCCGUGUAAAAACGGUGGCGUAUGUAUCAGGAAGAGACAGGCCUUCAUCUGUAAAUGCCGACCUGGUUACUUUGGAAGAGACUGUAAUACAUUCAACCCAUGCCAUAGCAGACCUUGUAAGAACGGUGGCGUAUGUAUCAAGAACGGACAUAGAUUCACCUGUAAAUGCCGACCUGGUUAUACUGGACUACAUUGUAAUACAUUCAAUCCAUGCCAUAGGAGACCUUGUAAGAACGGCGGCGCAUGUAUCAGGAAAGGACAUAGUUUCACCUGUAAAUGCAGACCUGGUUACUCUGGAAGAUACUGUAGUACAUUUAAUCCAUGCCACAAGAGACCUUGUAAGAACGGCGGCGUAUGUAUCAGAAAAGGACAAAGCUUUGCAUGUAAAUGCCGUCCUGGUUAUGUUGGUCAAUAUUGUCGUACACCCUGCCAAACGGCCGUUGCUGAUAUUGUAUUCGUUCUGGAUGAAUCUGGAAGUAUUACACGUCCAAAUUUUAAGACCAUAAAAACAUUCGUAAAGAAUCUCGUCUCAGUUUUCCCAAUUUCUAGAAAGCAGGUUCGAAUUGGCGUCAUUACAUUUAGCACCCGAUUGAAAAACGAGUUUAAUCUGAAUAGAUAUUUCACUCACAGACAAUUGUAUCACGCUAUUGACAGAAUACAAUACAAUAGGGGAAGGACGAAUACUCAUUUAGCAUUGGAUUAUCUUAAGAAACACGCAUUUCAAUCCGAGGCUGGAGGUCGAAGGCAUAUCCCUCAAAUUGCUAUUGUCAUUACUGACGGAAAAUCAUCUAGACCAGAGCAGACACAACACACUGCUCGAAUUCUAAAAGACUCAGGGAUUCACAUUUAUGCCAUCGGUAUUGGAAAGCAAGUUCCUAGAUCUGAAUUGGUAACCAUUGCAAGUCAUCCAAGCAAGGAAUAUAUCUAUGGUAUAAAUACGUUUAGAGAUUUGUCAAAAAUCCAGGCAGGCCUAGCAAGCAAAACUUGCAUCGCAUCAGAGCCCUGCAAGAAGAAUCCUUGUCAAAACGGAGGAAAAUGUGUGAAUUUAUGGAAGGAUUUCAAGUGUAUUUGUGAUUCAGGCUUCCGAGGAAAACGUUGCGAAAUAGUUGAUCCUUGCAGUAGUUCUCCAUGUAAAAACAAUGGAACUUGUAUAAACGAAGGUUACGAGUUUAGAUGCCAAUGUCGAAGCGGCUUUCGAGGAGAUCUCUGUUCUAUAGUUGAUCCCUGCAGUAGUUCCCCCUGUAAAAACAAUGGAAUCUGUAAAAACAAUGGAUACGAGUUUAGUUGUCAGUGUCGAGACGGAUUCAGAGGCGAUGUCUGUAAUAUAGAACCACCUUGCUCGAGCAGUCCCUGUCAAAACGGAGGAACAUGCACUAAUGAAAAUGACGAUUUCAAUUGUCAAUGUCCACCUGUCUACAGAGGAAAAGACUGUUCCAUAGUUGAUCCCUGUCACAUCAGACCUUGUAAAAAUAAUGGCAGCUGUAUAAAUAAUGGAACAUCUUACACCUGUGAAUGUACUCCUUAUUUUAUUGGAAAAAGCUGCGAUAAAGCGAAACCAGACUGCUCUUGCAUGACGUUUGGCAAAAUGUUUUACCGGACAUUCGAUGACCAAAUGUUAAAGUUUAAUGGUUCUUGCAGUGAAACUUUGGUGAAAUCCUUGCCUGGAACCAACUAUACAGGCUUUAUAGUUAAAGUAAUAAAAACAAAGGAGUACUCUACUUCAGAGCCCACUGUCACUCGUAUAGUGGAAACGAAGUUAGAAAACACCACCAUUCGACUUUUGCCUUUCAAUACAAUAUUGAUAAAUUCUGAGGAAAGAUCAUUACCGUUAAUAACCAAAGACUUCACAGUUCGAUUAUCUGUUGGCUGGAUAUCACUAACCACAGACUGGGGAUUGACGGUAAUGUACGAUGGUGUACACCAAGCAUACAUCAAACUUCCAAUAUCAUUUGCUGAAAAAGUAGAAGGCAAUUGCGGAAACUGUAAUGGAAAGAAAGAUGAUUUGCCGUCAACACCAAAUGGUAUAAUUAAGGUUUACAGAAAAGGACUUCAAGUGCAGCCCAGAACUACCUGUAAGUCCGAAGCAUUGACUGUGGAAUGCAGUCAACCAUUGCAAUGUGAUACCAUCUUUAAAAAACCAGAGUUUCAAAAAUGUGUUCAAACUCUUGGUGAAGAAAAUGUUGCUAAAUUGCAAAAAUCUUGUCGAGCCAGUCUAUGUUCAGCGAAAAAUAAAGAAGACGAGGCAGAUAAACUUUGUGAAAUACUUGAAGCCUUUUCAAGCGUUUGCGGAAAAGCAAGCAUUGUUGUCAAAUGGAGAUCCGCAACAUUUUGCCCGAAAUUUUGUCCUAACAAUCAAGAAUACAAGAGCAAAGUCUUAAGAUGUCAGCCAUCUUGUAUUAAUAAGACCCCCAACUGUACGAGGUACACAGAAGGUUGUGUGUGUAAACCCGGAUUUUUUCUUAGUGGAGAAGAAUGUGUUUCGGCAUCAGAAUGUGGUUGUUUCAAAAACGGCAUUUAUAUGAAGCUCCACGAAGAAAUAUAUUCCGUUGAUUGUCUUACAAAAUCAAUAUGUCGCAAAGGUGGAAAAGUUGAGAUAAUAAAAACCGGUCCAUGCCAAGCAAACAGUGAAUGCAGGAUCAUACAUAGGAAACGUUCAUGCGUGUGUAACGAAGGAUAUUCUCUUUACAAAGGCAAUUGCGAUAAUCUAGGCUUUGGAAAAUUUAUCCGUGUCCAGCAAGCAUUACUUCAAAUAAGUCCCUUCUACAUUUACCUCGCUGCACACCCAAACAACUGCGCAAAGAAAUGUCAGCAAAUCAAGGAAUGCUUAGCAUUCAACUAUGACAAUAAAAAUGAUAUAUGUAGCCUGUUAUCUGAAGAUGCCUCUACAAACAACACUUUGAAAUCAGAAGAUUGUGAACACACAGACUACUAUCAAUUGAAGAAAAUUUCAGGUGCAAGGAAUGUAAUUAAAGGAGCGGCACUGAGCACCUGCGACGAAAAAAAAUUGGUUAACGACAAUUACUCAAAACCGGAAUGUGAGAAGACUUGUUUGGCCGUGAAGUGUAGUGCACUCGAUUAUUCAGCUACUAAAAAGCAAUGUCAUAUCUUCGAACAUGAUAUAAAGCAUCAUGGUUUGUAUGGAGACGAAGACACAGUAUACGUUGGUUUUUCUGAAUGACCUAUAUCCUAAAUUACGUCAAGUAAACCAUUAUAUGUAUAAGCACAAAUAAAGAGUCUAAAUAUCUAUUUAAAAAAA
Molecule: messenger RNA, 4398 nt
Organism: Octopus sinensis (East Asian common octopus)
Lineage: Eukaryota; Metazoa; Mollusca; Cephalopoda; Octopoda; Octopodidae
Exons: 28
Coding region: 115-4320 (1401 amino acids)
Biological process (GO): establishment or maintenance of epithelial cell apical/basal polarity; heterophilic cell-cell adhesion
Cellular component (GO): protein-containing complex; plasma membrane
Molecular function (GO): calcium ion binding
Source: RefSeq, a predicted model, not a curated record